AUGUCUACUCCUAAAGGUCCCUUCCACCUGGUUACUGUCAACACCGCGCCCGAGCGCGCUAAGCGCCUCAUCGGCCGUGUCGCAGAGGCUCUGAGCGACCGGUACACCAUCGUUCACGUCGACAACUGUGAGAAGAUCGAUGAGGUCGAGGCCAAGGUCAAGCAGCACAACCCCGAGGUUCUGUUCAGUGCCUCUAUGUGGUCCACCGAGCAGGCCCAGCAGAUCCAUCAGAUUGCACGUUCUGUUCGGCCAGAUAUCAAGCUUCACGCUAUUCCCGAGGGCUUGCAGGUUGAGCGUGGCCCCGAUGCCAUUGUUGAAUAUCUAAUUGAGAAGGUUCCGGUGCUGCUCGACAGCUGA
This is a messenger RNA of Penicillium coprophilum, 357 nucleotides long. RefSeq lists its product as uncharacterized. Bases 1 to 357 code for a protein of 118 amino acids. The transcript has 3 exons. Lineage: Eukaryota; Fungi; Ascomycota; Eurotiomycetes; Eurotiales; Aspergillaceae. The record is from RefSeq and is a predicted model, not a curated record.